CCCUCAACAUCAUGGCCUUCCGCGGCGAACGGUUCGUCCUGGACCUGGAUUCCGAUGAUGACACCACUCCUGAAGCUCCCUACAAUGCCCCUCCGGGCUCUUCGUCCAUCUCCAUCCCUGGGAUGAUCGGCGAAAUCCGUGAACGCUCCCCCGCUGCGGCUCCCGCCCCGCCUACUCCCAAACCAAGCACCACCGGCUUCCCAGCUCAUCGCCGUCGCGCCAAGCCAUCAGCAUUCAAACAGCGACGUGCUCCGGCUGCACCAGCGUCUGCCCCCUCUCCAGGCCCGACGGACGAGAAAACGGUCAUCGCAGAGGAAAACGAGCGGCAGUUGGCAUCCAUGUCGGAUGCGCAGAUCCAACAAGAGCGCGAGGAAUUGAUGGAAUCCAUGGACUCCUCUCUACUAGAGCGCUUUCUCCGCCGAGCCCGUAUCGAUGCUGACGACACUAUCGCCACCUCCAAGCCCGCUGCGUCGUCCUCCGCCGAACAACCAGCGGAAGCUGAGCCAACCCCUGCACCAUCACCACCAGCAACUUUGAUCUCUUCCCCUUCCUCCUCCUCCAAACCAACUCCCGCCAACGAACCCUCCCCAGACGACGUACCCCCAGCCCAAACCCCAUCCGACCUCCACGCCGCCGCCGAGCUUCCGCCCUCCGGCAGCGUUCACUUCCCAGCACCUCCAUCUCAGGCCUCACCCAUGCCCAACCUCGACCCAUCAUCACCCUCCUUCCUCUCCGAUCUCCAAACGCACUACUUCCCCAACAUCUCCCACGACCCCGCCGCGCUCUCAUGGUUGCAACCUCCUUCCGCAGACCCGGAAGACCCCGACUCGACAUCGGCCUACCAUCCCGCCAGCAACGCCGAGGCCGUCCACCCAGCCAACCUGCGCUUCUCUCUGCUCGGAACGGUCCUCUCCCCAGCAACAUCUCUCUCCCUCCCCACAACCCUCGGUCUCCACCACCACGGCAAAGACCCUCACGCCGCGGGGUACACGAUCCCCGAACUAGCCAUCCUCAGUCGCUCCACGUUCCCCGCGCAACGCUGCAUCGCAUGGCAAGUGCUGGGCCGGAUCCUCUUCCGGCUUGGAAAAGGCCAGUUUGGUGAGCGCGGUAGCCCCCUCGUCGAAGGACUAUGGUCCGUUGUGGAACGCGAGGGCGUGGUGGCGGGUAUGUUGGCGGAGGCGGACGGAGUCACAGCCGGGAGUCGCGGAGAGAAGGGCUCCACCGCAGAAGAAACCAAGGAAUCAUCUCAGGACAAAGAAUCAGCAGGUACAGGUGCCAGCGGCCGCCGACAACAUGCCAGUGCUACGGCGUGGGCUGUCGAGGGCGUCUGGUUAUGGCAGAUGGGUGGCGCCGGAGACCGGGGUGUGCUCAAGGAGGGCACUAUUCGAUCCCAGUGAUUACUCACAUCGACUGCUCUUAUCAAAAGUUGCCCAAAUUAAUAUGAUCAUGAUAUGAUAUGAUGAGACGAUGAAUCAGUAUUGUAUUGGUAUCACUCCCGCUUAUCUAUAUUCCUCUCCCCCCCCCUCUUUCUCACAUGGUUGGUGUACACCGUAAAUCGCCCCAUCCAUGCAAACGACAAUAGAAUAAAGCCCUCAACCUAAUCACACAGUCCCUCAUAUCAUAAACAGAACUCCAGACAAGUCAAAUCGAGUCAAGUCGUAAGCAUAUCAUACAUCCCCGC
This is a messenger RNA of Aspergillus sclerotioniger CBS 115572, 1681 nucleotides long. Its product is annotated as RPAP1 family protein. Gene Ontology annotation, biological process: transcription by RNA polymerase II. The record is from RefSeq and is a predicted model, not a curated record. The coding region runs from base 12 to 1397 and encodes 461 amino acids. Gene Ontology annotation, cellular component: nucleus. The transcript has a single exon. Lineage: Eukaryota; Fungi; Ascomycota; Eurotiomycetes; Eurotiales; Aspergillaceae.